Molecule: messenger RNA, 1062 nt
Organism: Colletotrichum lupini
Lineage: Eukaryota; Fungi; Ascomycota; Sordariomycetes; Glomerellales; Glomerellaceae
Product: FAD dependent oxidoreductase
Exons: 6
Coding region: 1-1062 (353 amino acids)
Molecular function (GO): flavin adenine dinucleotide binding; sarcosine oxidase activity
Source: RefSeq, a predicted model, not a curated record
AUGUCUGAACCCAAAUCAGUCGCCAUCGUGGGCGCGUACCGCGUAACAGUGUUGGACAGAUACUGUUAUGAUGAGACGCACUAUGAGCCCGACUUGAAUGGAAUUACGCAGGCUGCCUCGGUAGAUCACAACAAGAUCUUUCGAGCUUCUUACGGGAGCAAGCUUCAUUACCAGCGUCUAGCAUUUGAAAGUCGUGCUGCAUGGGAGAAGAUCAACGAGAAAAGGCACCAAGAAGAUCAUGAAUCAGAUCUCUUUAGCGGGAGUGGCAUGCUCCGAGUUCAACCCACCGCCGAACUCGAUCCACUUGAGCGUGAGACGCUGAGCAACUUUGAACGAGACGGCCUCAGAGAUACUCAAUUCGUCAAGAGCGACCCGACUGAUCGAGCUCGAGCAGCUGAGCGUGGAUGGGAAGGAAAGCUUCUGGAUUUCGAAAUUCCACAAGCCUUGCCUACUCAGACUUAUGAGGCUGUUCUUGACUCAACUGCAGGAUUCACAAAAUGCAGCGAAGCCUGUGCCUAUUUCUACAAGUUGGCUCUCAAACAGGGCGUUGAGUUUCACUUUGGCCCCGGGAAAGGUACCUUUGACAGUAUUAUCGAAGAAGUUGACUCACCAUCACACCUGAAGAAGGCACUAUUGCCUGAUUUGUCCUACCACCUUGAGUCGUCUGCAGGAAGCGUAGUCACCUUCAAGGUGGACAAGAACAGCGCAGAUUUGUGGGACAAGUACUCCCCUGAACGCUUCCCGGUCAUCACUUGGAAAAGUGCACCACGCAACCCGAGCGGUAAAGACACCGGCAGUGUUUACGUUUUUCCUCGGACUGCCGAUGGUCUCAUCAAAAUCGGGUUCCGAGGCAUCAAGUUUACCAACUUCCAACAUGCGCCUUCAGAGGCGGACUUCACUCAGGACGGCCAGUGGAGCGUGCCUCUCCCGCCCGGUGAUUGCAGCAUAGUCCCAGACCCUGCGAGGGAGGCCAUUCGAAAGUUCGUCUCCAUCUUCCUCCCGGAGUUCGCCGACAAGGACUUCAAUUCGACUAAGCUAUGCUGCCGACUGCGCAGGGGCUAA